Oppiella nova is the source of this 1034-nucleotide messenger RNA. The record is from the annotation of a GenBank genome assembly. Lineage: Eukaryota; Metazoa; Arthropoda; Arachnida; Sarcoptiformes; Oppiidae.
UUUGAAUUAAAAGUUUGAAAAGCAAUCAAAUUAUGAGUAAAUCUGUGGCCAAGAGGUCGCCGAACGCGUCCAACGUUUGUCUUCCGUUCGCGCAUCCAAUGAAGACCACCGACGGAUCCAUCGUUUGGCCGUUCCUUCAGAAAGGGUUUCCACUCUUCGAGGGAUUCACUAAUUUUGUGGACAAAUGUGUGGACAUUAGAGACGAGACAUCUGUGAUAAGCCUUCACAAUAUGGGGUUCUUUGGCACUGAUCCACACCUGAGAACCACUUAUGAUACGAAACAAAGAGACGAUUCCAGACAAACGGUGGACUCCAGAAGUAGACCUCAAAGGGAUCCCAAGUAUUUAAACGGCAAAUAUGUGUUGAUUGAGACAUCGCUGCCGAUGGCGUUAAGUGAAGAUAUUUUUAGUGAUAAUAAGGGUUCAGAUAAAGCGGACAAAUGUGAUACAAAUCCGUCCACAAGUGCUGCUAAAGACUGCGGAACCGACUCGAGUGAUGAUCAGUCAAAGAAUGUGCCAAAUGUACUGAAAUUAUCAUUCAUGGAGUCAUUCUUCAUAUCUUACGUCUUCGGGUCUUUGAAUGUGAUGAACACCGAAACCAAUAAUUAUCUGACAAUCGAUGACAUGUGGGAAACAUUUGGCACUCAUUAUAGCGAAGACAAACUGGAGUUCGCCGUCCAUUACAGCGCUUACCACUACUUGCGCUCAAAGGGAUGGGUUGUGAGGAAUGGCACCACUUUUGGCACACAUUUCCUGCUCUACAAAGAGGGCCCACAUCUCUACCAUUCACUCUAUUCGGUGAUCAUUCAGUACGCCAUCGACGGUCACUACAAGCAAUCGGUUGAUUGGUUUUAUAUGUCAGCCCUCGUGAGACUCCAGAGGAAUGUCCGCAAAGAAUUGAUGGUUUGUGUGAUCGAUGUGCCCAAAGAUUGUGACAUCUCUUCACCCAAUUGUAUAAAAAACUUUGAAAUCGAUUUUCUAUCAUUCAAUCGAUGGAAUGCCUCAAAAGGAUUGAAGGAUUUGGAGGACGACUGA